Molecule: messenger RNA, 804 nt
Organism: Aureobasidium vineae
Lineage: Eukaryota; Fungi; Ascomycota; Dothideomycetes; Dothideales; Saccotheciaceae
Source: the annotation of a GenBank genome assembly
AUGUCUUCAACCAAAUCUGCACAUCUUCUGAACUUGCCGCUCGAGAUCAGGUUCGUCAUAUAUGAAUGUCUGUUCGAGACAAUUUCCGACUCUCUCGAAGGUCGGGAGCAGAAGCUGUCGCACCCGCUCAUCUCCGUAUGCAAGCAGCUACGUCAAGAAGCCCUGCCUAUACUCAUGAGUGGCUUCGAGUUGACUCUCUCUGCCAUGAGCGGUCAAAAUACGCUGAACACGUAUGGUCUGGACAAUUCGGAUCGACUCAAGUUCAGACCACUUGUGACCGCCAACGGAAGAAUACUGUCAUGUUUGCCAGGUAUCUUACGUUCCUGGAACCACUUCUGCAAGUCCGACAUGGUUUAUCUCGUGCCUCUGUGCGGCCAAAUACAUAUCUGGUCCACUUUUAUGAACAUCGGCGUUACCAUCACACCUCAGAAAAAUGCCUCCCCGUUAUUGCGAAUCUCUGACCCAAACGGAAGGGACAUAGCAGGCAUGAAUGAUUCUGCUUCAGACAGUUCGGACGGAACUCUUUCCUUGACCAUUUGGUUACUGCAAAAGACACUGCACAAGACUCUGGCUGAUUGGAAAAGUCUCUGUUCAACAAGUCCUCUGAGCGUGGAUGUUGUCAACGUGAUUGUAUGGGAACUGGAUCAUAUUCUAUUCCGGGCUAAGAGGUGCGACAAGUAUGAAAGAAGCUCUGGAUUCUUCAUUUCCGUCAAUCGUCUGGCGCAAAGGGGCGAUAUCCAUGACGCCAACUGGAGAGAAAUAGUGUUAGCUGAUCUCAGAAGCAAAUGGCACGGUCACGGAUAG